Messenger RNA from Prorocentrum cordatum, 840 nucleotides. The record is from the annotation of a GenBank genome assembly. NCBI's taxonomy places the organism in Eukaryota, Dinophyceae, Prorocentrales, Prorocentraceae.
GUAUGACAACCCAGCCCGCGCUCUUUUUUUUUUCGCUGUGCCCCUUCUCACGAGCUAUGCCAGCCCGCUUUUCCUUAACUUCCUUGGAUGCUUGUUUGACUUUCAGGCAAACGACGAAGACAUUGAAGCGGUGAAGAAGUUUGCCAAUGCGCAGCCGAGCAUGGAAGAGUUGUCGAGCCAGAUCAAGAAGAUGGAAGAGCUGUGUGGGCCCAGGCUAAGUGGCUCGGGUGGUCUAGGCGGCGCGGAGCCCGCCGAGGCGGCGCGGGCCCGGGCCCCCGCGCCCGACGAUGCCGAGCUCGAGGGCGGUGGCGGCAGGUGGUAUUGGCAGCAGAAGAAGAAGAGCAACGAUGUGUACAUUCGCAUCCCACAGGAUCUUCCGAUCUCAAAGAAGGACGUCUCUGUCAUCUUCAAACGAUCUUCGUUGAGUAUUGCAAUCAAGGGCGAGACGAUCAUAGACGGCAAGCUGCGAGGGACGGUCGAUGUGGACGAUUGUACGUGGUGUAUUUUGAAUGGUGGUACGGAUGUCGAGGUGAUGCUGACGAAGCAGACUGAAGAUAGGUGGCGUACCCUUCUCGAUCCGUCGUGAGAGCUGCUGGCGCCGAGUCUCGCACUGCCGCGCCGGGGCUCGCCUGGACGUGCUUCUUGGUGCCCGAGCCGCACCGACCGCCUGGACCUGGAGGAAGGCGUUCGCCGCGCGACGCGAGCCCGCCGCAAACUGCAACGACCAGAAGAGUGGCGUCUUCGACUGGAAUCUGCGGCCGACGCUGCCGCUGAGCCCGGGCGCCGCGCGCCGCUCUGGGCAGCGAGGCCGACCAGACUCGAGGCUGUGACGACGAGGAA